AUGUUUUUCCGCGUCGCGUUUAUUUCAUGGCUCUUGGCGGUGCCACUGGUAUCAGCUUCCCCAGAAUGUCGUUGCUUCCCUGGCGAUGCAUGCUGGCCGUCUGAGAGCGUCUGGUCACAAUUCAAUCAGACUCUUGACGGCGCACUGGUGAAGACCGUACCUCUGGGCGUGCCCUGCCAUGCACCGCACUAUAAUAACGCAACAUGCGAGGUCCUGAGGGAGGGAUGGACAUAUCCCGAGGAACAUUAUGACUCUUCCUCCUCGAUUAUGGCCCCAUUUUUCGCCAAUGGCUCCUGUGACCCCUUCCACCCAGUGUCGAAGCCAUGCACGCUGGGCAACUAUGUGAGAUACAGCGUAAAUGUCUCCACUUCAACCCAGAUUUCCGAUGCCGUGAAAUUUGCGACCAAGCAUAAUAUUCGUGUGAUCAUUCGAAACACAGGCCACGACUACAAUGGUAAAUCCACUGGAGCGGGUGCUCUCGCAAUCUGGACACACCACCUCAAGGAUUUGGAACUCCACUCAUACUCCGAUGCGCACUACACCGGCGAAGCUAUCACCAUGGGUGCCGGUAUCCAAGGUUUCGAAGCAUAUGAGCUCGCCGAUGCCAAGGGUUUCCAGGUUGUUGGAGGUGAAUGUCCUACCGUCGGUCUGGCUGGUGGCUACACCCAAGGUGGUGGCCAUUCAGCUCUCGCCUCACGCUACGGUCUUGGUGCCGACCAAGUCCUGAAAUGGGAGGUAGUUGACGGCCAAGGAAACUUCAUUACAGCCACCCGAGACAACGAGUACUCCGAUAUCUUCUGGGCCCUCAGUGGUGGCGGCGGUGGUACCUAUGGCAUUGUUUAUUCUUUGACCUCCAAGGCCCACCCAGCCACUCCUGUCUCUGGGUUCAACCUGACGUACACCAACGCGAACAUCUCACAGGAUACCUUUUACAAGGGUGUUGAAAUUUUCCAUACGCACCUGACGACGCUCGUGGACAGCGGCGCCAUGAGUAUCUGGUACUACACCAACACCAGUUUCAUGAUUGCCCCGAUCACCGCGCCAAACAUCCCGGUUGCAAAGCUGGUGCAAAUGCUCAACCCUUUCAUGGAAAGUCUAGAAGAGCUUGGUAUUCAGUACACGAUGACUGCCAAUCAGUACGACACCUACUACAGUCAGUUCAAGGAUAUGCAGGGCACCAUCGAGGUCGGCACAGCACAAUACGGCGGCUGGUUGGUGCCGCGAUCUGUAGUCGAGGAUAACAACAAGGGACUAGUGGAAGCCUACCGCUGGAUUACCGAGCACGGCGGAACCUUCAUUGGCGUUGGCCUGAACGUCUCGAAGCAGGUCUCAGGAGACGUUUAUAACGCUGUCCUGCCUGCCUGGCGUGAGGCACUUAUUGACACCACCCUCACCACGCCAUGGGAGUGGGACAAGCCCGCUCUGAUGCUAGAGCGCCAGGACAAGAUGACCGACGAGUUUAUUCCACGACUGCGCGCGCUAUCCCCGGAAUCGGGUGCUUAUAUGAACGAGGGCGACUUCCGCCAGCCCGACUUCCAGGAGGUCUUCUACGGCAUCAACUACGACAGGUUGCGUCAGAUCAAGAACAAGUAUGACCCGAAUGGCAUCUUCUACGCCAAGACCGCUGUUGGAUCGGAGGCAUGGAGGGAGCGCGAGGAUGGCCGAUUGUGCCAGACUAGCGAGUGGAACUCUAGCUGGAUCGAGUUUGGCUCUGUAUACUAA
Messenger RNA from Penicillium malachiteum, 1722 nucleotides. RefSeq names its product FAD-binding oxidoreductase. The coding region runs from base 1 to 1722 and encodes 573 amino acids. The record is from RefSeq and is a predicted model, not a curated record. Gene Ontology annotation, molecular function: FAD binding; oxidoreductase activity. Lineage: Eukaryota; Fungi; Ascomycota; Eurotiomycetes; Eurotiales; Aspergillaceae. The transcript has 3 exons.